UCCUUUCUUCCCUCGGGCGCCGUCUGGAUCGCUGGCUGAAAGCUCGCCUCUUCGCGCGUUGACGCGGCCGGCCGCGGCCGCGGCUACCCACAGCUGCCCCAGGAAGGAACACUGGUGAAGAAGGUGAUGCUUGCUAUGCUCAGUUGCAGCAAAAAACAACUUGCACUGGUUUCCCUGCUCUUCUUCAUUUUCUAUUCCCCGCAAACGGUCAUUGCGAACAAGAAACCUUUCGGCAUCACCGUAGCUUCCUCUAGAUCAUUGCGUGAGAUUGAGUCCAGUCCCAGGCCGGCCGACAAGUAAGUUCAGUUUUUUUCCUUUCUGUCUUAUAUCCUGAAGUCUUGUCUUGUGUAAUUGGAGCAUUUUUAAGUUAAAAUAGGCCUCAAAAUUCGUAUCCUUGGAAGUUGUCGCUAACUUGAUCGUCAGUAAGGUGGAAACUGGACAACAGAUGGAAGGCAGCACUAGUAACAUUACCAACACGACCGCGAAUGCGACGUCCGGGUGGAGCAUUGUGAAGGAGGAGUUGACAUAUUUAGCUGGAAGUGCCCCUUUCAAUAGCUGUCAUGCUUCCACUAUUGUAGAGAUUGAGAAAGACAAUUAUCUGGUGGCUUAUUUUGGUGGAUCCAAGGAAGGUGCUCCGGAUGUCAAAAUCUGGUUGCAGAGAUACAGCGAUGGUUGCUGGCAUCCUCCACAAGUGGCUGAUGAACAAGAUGGGGUGCCCAUGUGGAAUCCUGUAUUAUUCCAGCUCCCCUCUCGCGAGAUCCUCCUCUUCUACAAGAUUGGUCAAGAAGUUCAGAAGUGGAGCGGGGCCAUGAAAAGAUCGUUGGAUGGCGGCAUAUCUUGGUCACAGAGACAGCAGCUGCCGCCUGGUAUACUUGGUCCUAUCAAGAACAAGCCUUUCCUGCUUGAAGAUGGUCGCCUACUGUGCGGGUCAUCAGUAGAAAGCUGGAACUCAUGGGGUGCAUGGCUUGAGGUCACAGAAGACGCUGGCCGGACAUGGAGGAAGUAUGGUCCUAUAUACAUAGAAGGUGAAACACUUGGGGUGAUUCAGCCGGUACCAUACCGAACUGCCAAUGGGACAAUUCGGAUGCUUUUGCGAUCUUUUGACACAAUUGGUCGUGUCUGCAUGGCUGAUUCUGCUGAUGGAGGCGUGACAUGGAGUUACGCCCAUAAGACUGCGCUUCCUAAUCCAAAUUCUGGUAUUGAUGGAGUUAAGAUGAAGGAUGGGAGAGUACUACUUGCUUACAACACCUUCUCCAGGAGCACACUUAAAAUCGCAGUCUCCGCAGAUGAUGGUGAUUCGUGGGACGAAGUACUCACACUAGAGGACACCGAAGGUAUGGAGUUUUCAUAUCCUGCGGUAAUCCAGACCAUGGAUGACCUCGUACAUGUUACAUACACAUACAACCGGACACAGAUUAAGCAUGUUGUCCUUGAGGAUUCUCGAAAAAAAUCAUGUUGUCCUUCCACCUAAGGGGAUAGUGACGUUUUAAGUCUACAACUAUGGGAGACUUAUGGCUAGCAAUCGAAGGCUCUUCAAUUCAGUGCAUCAGAUUAUGUGUUGUAUUUUUCUGCUCAAUUGCAGCCUUUUGUGUUUGAACAAUUGUAUGUGUGCUGAACGAUUUAGCAUAUGGUGUUCCUUGUUCGGCA
Molecule: messenger RNA, 1647 nt
Organism: Lolium rigidum
Lineage: Eukaryota; Viridiplantae; Streptophyta; Magnoliopsida; Poales; Poaceae
Exons: 9
Coding region: 446-1471 (341 amino acids)
Source: RefSeq, a predicted model, not a curated record